UCCCGUGCGGGAGUUAAAUGGACACUUGUUCCCCAAGGUGAGAGCCCUCCAGCACACGCUCACUGCUCUCUCCAGGAACCACCUCCCAAAGAGCUGCUGAAUUUCUGUGCUGCGGCCCGCAGUGCGUGCUGAACUUCUGGCACUGUAAAUACGUUUGUAAUGAGUAUGACCUCGCAAACAAACCUUAGCUGGAGAACUCGUGAGCCCUCGUAUCCUAUAGCACAUUGCCAGAUCUCUUCCUGUUCUCUCCACCUUGACUCCUACUGGUUUUGUAUAUCAUUGUUACUAGACGAUGCCGGGCGGCAAUUGCUUUCUACGUUGGGUGGAUUGUCUGAGCUCUUUAUUUGAGAGAGCAAAAGACCUAUUUUUGUUAGUCCUUAAAAAUUAGAGCAGAGCAAAUUCACGUGAGGUAACUGGAUGCGAUAGAACUGUGUGACAGGCUGACACCACACUGCUCCACUCUGCCACCGUUCUGCUGUGGGUUUGGAGGGUGAUGUCAGACCAGGCUGUAAAAUACCUGUAGCCAUUAUUUGAUUGCUCACAGAUGUGAAUGAUGUUUGGCCCAAAGGAUGCAGCUUCACAGGGAAAGGAAAUGAGCGGAGCAGAACUGAGGCAGCAAAUAUUUCUCUGGGAUUUUGUAAUAUCAACGAACUCAGCAACGUUCCCGUCCCUGUCAUGUUAAUGCCCGAUGAUUUUAAAGCCUACAGUAAGAUCAAGGUGGACAAUCAUCUAUUCAACAAGGAAAACUUGCCGAGUCGCUUCAAGUUUAAGGAGUACUGUCCGCUGGUGUUCCGAAACCUCCGGGAAAGGUUUGGGAUCGAUGACCAGGACUACCAGAACUCGGUGACGCGAAGCGCCCCAGUGAACAGCGACAGCCAGGGCCGAUGCGGGGCCCGGUUCCUCACCACCUACGACAGGAGGUUUGUCAUUAAGGCCGUGUCGAGCGAGGACGUAGCGGAGAUGCACAACAUCUUAAAGAAAUACCACCAGUUCAUAGUGGAGUGUCACGGGAACACCCUCCUGCCCCAGUUCCUCGGCAUGUACCGGCUCACCGUGGAUGGAGUGGAAACCUACAUGGUGGUUACCAGAAACGUGUUCAGCCACAGGCUGACGGUGCACCGGAAAUACGACCUGAAGGGCUCAACAGUGUCCAGGGAAGCAAGCGAUAAGGAGAAGGCCAAGGACCUGCCCACGUUCAAGGACAACGACUUCUUGAAUGAGGGACAGAAGCUGCACGUCGGGGAAGAGAGCAAAAAGAACUUCCUCGAAAAGCUGAAGCGGGACGUGGAGUUCUUAGCUCAGCUGAAGAUUAUGGACUACAGCCUGCUGGUUGGGAUCCACGACGUUGACCGGGCAGAGCAGGAAGAGAUGGAAGUGGAGGAUCGGGCAGAGGACGAGGAAUGUGAGAACGAUGGUCUCGGAGGAAACCCCAUCUCCUCGUACGGAACCCCCCCGGACAGCCCCGGCAAUCUCCUCAAUUACCCUCGCUUCUUCGGGCCCGGAGAGUUCGAUCCUUCCGUCGAUGUCUACGCCAUGAAAAGCCACGAAAGUGCCCCCAAGAAGGAAGUGUACUUCAUGGCCAUUAUAGACAUUCUUACGCCAUACGAUGCAAAGAAGAAAGCUGCACAUGCUGCCAAAACAGUGAAACAUGGGGCUGGGGCAGAGAUCUCCACCGUGAACCCGGAGCAGUACUCCAAACGCUUCAACGAAUUUAUGUCCAAUAUCCUGACAUAGUCAUCUUCAGCCUUCAGCGGGACACGAAGAGAAGAGGGGCUACUUCCCGGCGGAGAACGCAGCCUGUGACACUAAAACAGACACUGUAGCAGCAUGUGGGGUGUGUGUGAGUGUGUGUUUGUGCGUGCGCGUGCAAGAGCGAGUGCGUGGCACUGCGUGACUUCAGAGAAAACGGAUUUUCGGUGCGCCCUCCGACAGCCCGCUUUCAGCCAGGUGGGAGAUGUGGGGGGGGGGGGGUUUUGUUACAGAAGUGCCCAGACGUCAAUUCGAGGGCUUUUUUAAACCAAGAAAAGUGCAUUGUUUUCAGCACUGCUCUUCCUGACGGCGUUUUCCUCCUCUCUGACCGAGGGACCCCGACGCGAGGCGCUGCGCGGGAGGGAUGCUGGAGCUCGCGUUGGUUGGAGUGCAGCAGUGCCUGAUCCCGCAAACGACUUUCUUUGUCAUUAAUUACCGUCGAGUUGUCUUUGCAAGGAAGGCGUGCAAGCCCUUCUACUUCCCUCGUGCUAGGAAUCGGAAGGAAGGUAGCUCACCGUCUCGAGGAUGGAAAAUAUUGCUGUGAUCGGGAGGAGUCGCUGAACUUUAGGUCAAUUCAGACUGGGACACUUUGUACCUUUUGGUUAAUUUAAGUAAGAAAAACGUGGGUUUUUUUUUUUUGUUGUUGUUGUUUUUUUCUUUUGUAACUGCACUCGAUUCGCAAGAAAGAUGAGGGACAUGAACAUCUACCAAAGAUGAUCGCGAAGAGAGGCGUUAGCUCCCGGAGCCUACAAAA
Numida meleagris (helmeted guineafowl) is the source of this 2503-nucleotide messenger RNA. RefSeq names its product phosphatidylinositol-5-phosphate 4-kinase type 2 beta (gene PIP4K2B). The record is from RefSeq and is a predicted model, not a curated record. Gene Ontology annotation, biological process: phosphatidylinositol metabolic process. Lineage: Eukaryota; Metazoa; Chordata; Aves; Galliformes; Numididae. Bases 676 to 1734 code for a protein of 352 amino acids. Gene Ontology annotation, molecular function: phosphatidylinositol kinase activity. The transcript has 10 exons.